Molecule: messenger RNA, 873 nt
Organism: Papaver somniferum (opium poppy)
Lineage: Eukaryota; Viridiplantae; Streptophyta; Magnoliopsida; Ranunculales; Papaveraceae
Product: cyclin-dependent kinase F-3-like
Exons: 1
Coding region: 1-873 (290 amino acids)
Biological process (GO): protein phosphorylation; intracellular signal transduction
Cellular component (GO): cytoplasm; nucleus
Molecular function (GO): protein serine/threonine kinase activity; ATP binding
Source: RefSeq, a predicted model, not a curated record
AUGCAUCGUCCUGGUGGAUAUAUGCAUCGAGAUCUAAAACCAGAUAACUUGCUGGUCGCUAGAGAUGGAGAUUCAAUAAAGAUCGCGGAUUUUCGCCAAGCUAGGGAAAUUGAUUCUAAAUCACCGUGUUCAGAUUAUGUUACUACACGGAUGUACCGCGCACCUGAAGUGUUGUUAAACUCGGUUUCGUAUACCUCUGCUGUUGAUAUGUGGGCAGUUGGGGCUAUAAUGGCCGAACUGUAUUCGUUUCGUCCUCUUUUUCCUGGUAAGAAUCGAGCAGAUCAGCUGUAUAAGAUUUGCAGUGUAAUUGGAAGUCCAACUUAUGAGUCGUGGGCAGAAGGAAUACAACUUGCCAAUUGGUGUGGUUACAAGUUUCCUCAAGUACAUCCAUAUGGUAUUUCUACAAUGAUACCAUCUGCUAGUCAUGAGGCUAUAGAUCUGAUUAAAUCCCUUUGUUCUUGGGAUCCAAAAAAUAGACCAACAGCUAUGGAGGCUCUGAAGCAUCCUUACUUUGCGCCCGAUAUGCGUGAAUUUCCAGAAGCAACAACAAAUGCAAAAUUGGAGCAGAGAAUAUAUCCUAAUCAGACUUGCUUUGGUGAAAAACUUCUUGGCCCUUUCUCCCCUGUUAGAGAUAUUACAAUUGAAGAUAUGUUAAAGAGGGUUUGGGCAGAGGAUACAAGUGCAAAGUUCGCGCAGAGAAUAUAUCCUAAUCAGACUUGCUUUGGUGUAGAACUUUUUGGCCCUUUCUCCCCUGUAGAAAACAUGACAAGUCAAGAUCUGUUUGAGAGUGUUUGGGGUUGCAGUUUAGAUGCCUCUUUCAGAGAGAUAACUCAUCAGGAGAAGCAGACAGCAGCAGCAGCGCAUGCUUUCUAA